UUCAGAAUUAUAUACCUGAUCAUAUGCCAUGAAGUGCCAUAGUGAAAACCUAUAUUUUCUGAGUGCUCAAGACGAUGCACUGACUUUGAAACAAGACCAAUCAAGUCUGACAAGGUUCUUUAGUUAUUUCACUAACCUGGAUAAUUUGCAUCAGAAAUUUUCAAGACUGGAUUUGACUAUGUGCAAGCUUGUCGUGUUUGUGGGUGAUCAUGUACUGUGCUGAUAUAGAUUUUGCUGUAACUUUGCAAAGCCAUGAUAUUUGCGCAACCGUGCCAAGACCGCAAGUACAAAUAAAACAUAUCUCAACAUUCUGGCUUAAAACGAGGAAGCCAUCCUUUGUGAAUUUUGCCACUUCUUCACCAGAGUAUUGUCACUCUCCAGAAGAGAAGGCUGCUCCCAACGACACACACAGUCGAGAAGGUAUUUUUGUAACGAAUUCUCAUCACAGUAGACAAGAGCCACAAAGACGUCGUCGAGACAUGAAUGAGCAAUCAGAGAAGAUCCAAAACGCUGUGCUAAAGACAAUAGAGGAAGGGAAGUACCUGACGGGCGAUCUGGGAGGCAACGCUGGCACAACCGAGUACACGAAUGCUGUUUGCGAGAAGCUAUAGGAAGAGUGACGACGAAAGGGAAAACAAAUCAAGGAAGCGAACGAAGGAACGAACCUGUGCGCGUUGCUCAUUACGACGUUAGGCUCUCCGGUGGCUUCGUUUUCAUCCUCUCGCCCAAGACAAGUUUUACAGUAAGAUCGAUUUCCAGGCUCGCGAUGUCUCUAUUGACAGAAGACCGUUUCUCUCUCUUUUUUUCUUCUUCUGAUGACUCGAAUGAAUAAAACUGGUGAAGCAAAGUUUGCAGACAAAUAAAUUUUUACGAAAGAACUUCGAGAAGAAAAUAGGAAAUUCUUUGAGCUUAAGAAGAUCGAAGGUAGAAAGAAAUUUCUGCCCUGGAUCGGAAAAUCCGGUUGUUAGAAACAAAGAUUUUACCUUUGGUGCAUGCAAUCCUCCGUGUGAGCCACAGGCUGCCAGCUGCUACGCCCAUGCCAGCCCCAAAUCCAAAUAAAAAACCAAUGGAUCUCCUCUUCUUUCCCACACAGCUCCAAUUCUCCAUCUCCAGUCCAUCAAUCACAAGCUCUUCGAUCGCCAUGGCCUCCAACUACAGCGAUCUCGCCAAGUCCAGAUCCAAUGAUUCCGGCAUCACGCUCCAGCAUCUCAAGCAGCGAUCGCCCUCGGCACGCCGCGUUCUUGGCAUCCUGGCGAUCCUGGCGGUGGGAGCGAUGGCGCUGGGGGGUGGCGCCGUGGCACUCUUGCUCAUCUCGCCGAUACUCCUCUUUUUUAGUCCUAUCCUGGUGCCGCUGGCGGUCCUGGCGGCGAUGGCGACGGGGGCGGCAGUGGCAUUCAUCGCUUUCGUGGCGGCCAGUACCUGGAUCUAUAGGUAUGCCAGAGGCGGGCGGCCGGUUGGAUCAAAGAGCCUGGAUGCAGUGAAGACCCUUCUAAUGUUAUAUCAUAUUACUCAUCCUCAAGUGGAUUUCUCGCAUAACCCCAAGAACAUAGAGAUGGAGUCCGAGAUCCGAAAUCGGGUCCGAGACCGAGUCCGAGGUCAAGUCCGAGGUCAGGUCCUACACCAAGGUUGGUCUAAAGCUACCGAGGCGAUGGGCAAAGCUCAGGAUAGAUAUGUUGGACCCUAUCGGGUGCUAAAACGCAUUGGUGAUGUAUCCUAUCGGUUGGAUCUGCCUGUGGAGAAUUCCAAUGUUCAUAAUGUAUUUCAUGCCAAUCUAUUGGCUCCUUACACUAUGGAUGCUGCACGUCAAGGGGAGAUUCGUCUGCCACCAGAUGUUGUGGACGGUUAA
Messenger RNA from Selaginella moellendorffii, 1846 nucleotides. RefSeq lists its product as uncharacterized. Bases 1037 to 1846 code for a protein of 269 amino acids. NCBI's taxonomy places the organism in Eukaryota, Viridiplantae, Streptophyta, Lycopodiopsida, Selaginellales, Selaginellaceae. The transcript is spliced from 5 exons. The record is from RefSeq and is a predicted model, not a curated record. Gene Ontology annotation, cellular component: membrane; monolayer-surrounded lipid storage body.